Molecule: messenger RNA, 1983 nt
Organism: Plasmodium vivax (malaria parasite P. vivax)
Lineage: Eukaryota; Apicomplexa; Aconoidasida; Haemosporida; Plasmodiidae
Exons: 2
Coding region: 1-1983 (660 amino acids)
Biological process (GO): regulation of mRNA splicing, via spliceosome
Cellular component (GO): nucleus
Molecular function (GO): zinc ion binding; mRNA binding
Source: RefSeq, a predicted model, not a curated record
AUGUACUACGACCCGCUGGUCGCCCUCGUCAACCUCUCCCCCGUGGAAAAGCUGAGCGACGAAACGUCCAAAAAAAAGUCCAGGUGGGGAAACAGCUCUGCAAGUACUAACGUAGAAAACAAAGUAGUGCCAAGCAAAUGGGGGCCAGAAGAAACCAAGCCGUACUUACCCCUCCCCUUUGUGGAUCUCCCCCCAGGGUUAACUCCCUCCCAACUUGACCAGUUUCUACGCGAACAGAGAUACGACGAAUUGACAAAGAAACUAAAUAAAGGGGAGCUAGAAUAUGUAGACCCUGACAUUAGACCUCCAUCUCCUCCCCCUAUUUACGAUAAAAACGGAAGUAGAAUAAAUACAAGAGAAGCGAGGGUGAAGAACUGUAUGAUUGAGGAGUACCACAGGUUGGUGGAGUACCUCCUAAAGCAUGUAGAAGGAUUUGUAGCGCCUCCAAAUUAUAAGCCAAUUAAAAAAAUUAGAAAAAUUGAAAUACCAAUUGAUAAAUAUCCUGAAUAUAAUUUUAUGGGAUUAAUUAUUGGCCCUAGGGGAUGUAACCAUAAAAGGUUGGAGGCGGAGAGCGGUGCACAGAUAAGCAUCCGUGGUAAGGGGACCCUAAAAGAAGGAAAAAAAACGGACCACCAAACAGAAAUUGAAGCUAAUAUGCCUAAGCAUGUACACAUAUCUGCUGACAAUGAGGAAUGUGUUGAGAAGGCGGUCAGUUUAAUUACCCCACUGUUGGACCCCUUCCACCCACUACAUGAUGAGUAUAAAAAGAAGGGACUAGAACAAUUGGCACUUGUGAAUGGUAUUAACUUAAAUCAGUUAGAGGCACAGCGAUGUUCUAUGUGUAACUCCACCUCGCACAUGACUUUCGAGUGCCCAGAAAAUAUGAAUCUCCAAAAUUUUAAGAAACCAGAAAUUAAGUGUACCCUUUGUGGGGAUCAUGGGCACAUAACGCUUGACUGCAAGUUGGCUAAGAAUAAUAAUGCCAAGCCAGAUUUUAACCCCUCCCCCGAAAAGGGCUUCACCUCCGUUAGCAAUGGCACCGUUGGAAAUAUCCCCGCACCUCCCUCCACUGCGCCACCACCACCGUAUGAUAAACCCAGAGGGGUCACCCCCUAUGGGCAAACGUCCAGAAUUGAAAAAAUAAAAAUCGACUUGGAGUACCAAAGAAUGAUGAACGAGCUCAACCCAGAUAAAGAAAGCGGAGACCACUCCACUGCUAAGGAGUUAAAUAAAAGUGGAAAUGAAAGUAUCUAUGCUACGGGGGCGAAUGCUAUGGGGGCCAGUGCUACAGGUGACUUCCCCCCCCCAGCGGGCAGCCUCACCACGUUAGGAGACAUCCAUAUGGACUCAUUCAGCGACCCCGCACCUAACUUUUCAGAUCUGAGCACCAUCUUCCCAGGCACCACCGGAAACGGAAAAGGUAGCCGAGGGGGCAGAGGCGGAAAGGGUAGUAAAAGCAACAAAAAUUUUAAUAACGGGGUUAUGCCUCCUCCAAUGAACAGCAAAAAUAAAAACAACCCCAAUUUUAUCCCCUUGGGGCAAAAUAGCAGUGCUUUUUCAGAAGAGCUGAUGAGUGCAAAUACGUCUCCAAACUUUUACGAGUCGCACUCCAAAAAUGGGAGAAGCAGUUCACAAAAGAGUUCUGGCAAUAAGAAUUUUAAUGCGUCCGGAUCGAAUUACCCAAAUGCGAAUAACAUUCCGCUAAAUCCGCCCCUCCCUAUGUUACCCAAUUUUUUUAAUUUUCCUUUUAUGAAUAACGGCAUGGUACAAGGUGGUUCUGUGCCCUUCCCCAAUGGUCAGCAGAUGGCUCCUGGCCAGCAGCUACCCAUGGACCCCCUCUACAUGCAGGGCUUUCCGGGCUGGCCGCAAAUGCCCAUGGGCUACUCGGAAGAUAUGCUGGCGCACGCCGCUGCGCCUGACACGAAUCCGCCCCCCCUGCCAUCGGAAGGUGUGAACAACCAGGACGGCGCGAAUGUUACGUGA